Messenger RNA from Mercurialis annua (annual mercury), 1164 nucleotides. RefSeq lists its product as uncharacterized. Gene Ontology annotation, molecular function: nucleic acid binding; RNA-DNA hybrid ribonuclease activity. The record is from RefSeq and is a predicted model, not a curated record. NCBI's taxonomy places the organism in Eukaryota, Viridiplantae, Streptophyta, Magnoliopsida, Malpighiales, Euphorbiaceae. The coding region runs from base 1 to 1164 and encodes 387 amino acids. The transcript is spliced from 2 exons.
AUGGAGCAUUCAGGCAUCUUUGCCCUUUUGAAGCAUGGUCUAUGUUGGUAUGUGGGUAACGGAGAAAGUAUUCAAGUGUGGUCUGAGAACUGGAUAUCUAACCAUCACCCGCAGAAACCUAUCCUUCGGAGAAUCCUGCCGGACGGGGCUACAAUGAGCUGCCUUAUUGAUGUUGAAAACAGGUGCGGGAACCGAAAUUUAGUCGAAGAUGUUUUCUUACCCUCUGAAGCAGAGGCUAUCCUGAAGAUGCUCGUUAGUUAUCGUCUUCCGGAGGACACAAUCCGAUGGUCUCACACAAGGGUAUCAGCUGCUCAACCAUCUGUCACCGAUGUGGGGAAAGGGAGGAAUCUAUCCUUCAUGUUUUUUAAAGAAUGCACUUGGAUGCGUAGUUUUUGGCUUGCUUCGUCGUUGGGUUAUCGGGUAGACAUGAUGAGUGCCUUAAACAUUGCGGUUUGGAUUGAUAGUGUCAGGUUAGCUCUCCCACGGUCCCAAUUCUAUGUGUUUGUGAAUAUGUUAUGGAAGGUGUGGUUUAGCAGGAACAUGCUUUUGUUUGAAGGUAAAAGGAAAACUCCCAUUGAUGUGCUCGAUCGGUGUAUGGCGAUGCAAAAUGGGGUGGAGCAGUCAACCGCAGAUAUGAGUAGACAUAUUGUAGCUGCUGAACUUGUGUCGAAGUGGAGCCCUCCUCCGCCAGGUUUAGUCAAGCUUAAUACAGAUGCUUCUAAAAGCCAUGAUGAUUGCUUUAUGGGUUUGGGGGCUGCCAUUAGAGAUGAAGAUGGGCAGGUCUUGGUUUCAGCUGCUAAUCGCAUCCCGUCAGUUCAAGAUAUAAUUCAAGGAGAGGCUCAAGCAAUUUUGUUUGGGCUACAUCUUGCUCAAGACUGUUCACUCAGAAACGUGAUGGUGGAAGGUGAUGCUCUCGUCGUGAUUAAUCAUUUGAAUCAAGACCACAAGGAUUUGUAUCUUCAAGGUUUGAUCUUUGAAGAUAUCAAGCAUUUAGUUGCUAGUUUUGAUUCUGUUAGUUUUUGUUAUUCCCGUAGAUCUAAUAACCAAUGUGCUCAUGGUUUAGCAAAGUGGGCUUUGAAUUUAGAUGAGGCUAGAGUAAUCAUGGAGGAUGUCUCUAGCCAUAUUUGGCCUUGUAUUUUGCAGGAUGUUUCUGCCUUUUGUUAG